This is a messenger RNA of Ascoidea rubescens DSM 1968, 3348 nucleotides long. RefSeq names its product Tma108p (gene TMA108). Gene Ontology annotation, cellular component: cytoplasm. Bases 81 to 2858 code for a protein of 925 amino acids. Gene Ontology annotation, molecular function: zinc ion binding; peptide binding; metalloaminopeptidase activity. The transcript has a single exon. NCBI's taxonomy places the organism in Eukaryota, Fungi, Ascomycota, Saccharomycetes, Ascoideales, Ascoideaceae. The record is from RefSeq and is a predicted model, not a curated record. Gene Ontology annotation, biological process: peptide catabolic process; proteolysis.
UUUACCAUCCAAACAAUUUUUAUAUUUAAAUAAACGUAACCAAUAUAUAUAUUAUAUCUCAACAAUAAACAAAUCUAAGCAUGCCAAUCGAAAAAGCUGUUCCUUUGGUUUUAACCAAUCACUUUCUUCCAAUAAACUACGCUUUGAAUCUUGUUAUUAACUACCAAAAAGCAAAUUUUCAAGGUGAAUUAGCCAUUAACCUCACUAAAAAUGAGAACAAUCACUCAACACCUAAAGUUACUUCAAUUACUUUAAAUUGUUCAAAUAUAAUUAUCAUAUCUUCGGUUUUCAAUUAUAAUGGCAAAUCAGAAAAGGCUAAUAUAGCUUAUGAUAGGGAUAAUGAAAGAGUCACCCUAUCAAUUAACAAUAUCGUUCCAAUUGAUGAAAAAUUUCAAAUUCAAAUCAAAUAUAUGGGUAGAAUUAGCAAAAUCAAAACCUACCAAGAUCCUACAAAAGGAAUUUUUCAAACAAAUUUUCUUGAUGAAGAAUCUGGCUUAGCCUCUAACCAGAUCAUUGCAACUCAGUCUCAAGCUUCUUUUGCAAGAUUCAUAUUCCCAUGUCUUGAUGAACCUUCUCAUAAGGCUUCCAUUGAGCUAUCAAUAACAACUGACAAGAGAUUUUUGUGUGCAAGCAGUAUGAAUCAAUUGCAAAAAAAUCUUGUCAGUGAGGACAAUGUUAAACACAUUUUUAAGAAAACUCCUUUGAUCGCUACAUCAGUUUUUGGUUUUGCAUUGGGUGAUUUUGAUUAUGUUGAAAAGUCAUUAAAGCUAUUAAACAAUGAAAGUUUUCCUUUAAGAAUCGUUAUUCCCAAGGGCCAAUUGAAUGACUCGCAUUAUCCUCUUAAUUUGACUUCAAAAUCUUUGCCGAUUUUGGAGAAGAUGUUGGGAUUCGAUUUUCCUUUGCCAAAAUUAGAUAUCGUAUUUUUGCCAUUUUUAUCUGAUGGUGCGAUGGAGAACUGGGGAUUAAUUUUCAUCCAGUCAACUUUAUUAACACAAUCUCAAGAUCAGUUGGAACAAGUGAUCAUCCAUGAACUAGUUCAUCAAUGGUUUGGAAACUUAGUAACUUUGGAUGAAUGGCACCAUUUGUGGCUAAAUGAGUCUUUUGCUACAUGGAUGGCAAAUCAAGUGAUUAACAAAAUGAAUAACAGCCUGAAUAUAUGGACUGAAAAAAUAGAGGAAAUGGAAUCUGUGAUGGAGCAAGACUCUGUUUUCGAAAAAGAUUUAUCGAUUAAUAGCACUGUUUUUAUGCUCAGCUCAAAUUACAAAGAGAUUAAAUCUACUCAGGAUAUUUUUGAAAAUUAUUCGUAUGAAAAAGGCAUUUUUUUGCUUAGGAUGUUAUCAAAUAUAUUUCAAAAUGAGAAUUUUUUAGAUUCAGAUAUUAAUAAAUUUUAUGAACAUAUAAAACUAUUUUUGGAAAGGGAAAAAUUUAAAUCCUUUAAACCAAUUGAUCUCUGGAAAUUUUUAAAUCCAUUUUCAGAUUAUGAUAUUCAAGGUUUUAUGAAUACUUGGACUAGAUUACCUGGUAUUCCAAUUGUUUUAGUUGAUUCAUUAGAAGAUGGUAAAAUCAAGGUGGAACAACACCGCUAUAUCAAACCUACUGAACAAGUAUCUUUAGAUCAGCUAAAAUUAACUGAAGAUAUUCCCUUUCAUAUUCCAUUAGCAAUUAAAUUAAAAAACUCCAAAUUCGAUCGAUCAUUAUUAACAGACCGAAAACUAGUAUUGGAUUUGAAAAAAGAGAAAUUUUUGAAAUUAAAUGCAAAUAAAAUUGGAUACUAUAGGGUCAAGUAUAAUAAUGUAAGUUUUUAUGAUUGCUUAUCUGCGUCCAUCAGUGAAUUGAGCAGUUUGGAUAAUAUUAAUUUGCUUUUGGAUAUAGAGGAAUUUUUGUUUAGCAAUUCCCAAUAUAUAAAAGAGAAAGAUAUUGAAAUUAGAGGAUUUUUUAAAUUAAUUAAUUUUUAUGUGAGACAAGAAAAAUUUAAAGAAAAAGUUGAUUAUAAGGUUUUGAGCGUUUAUUUAAGAAUAUUGCAAAAUAUCGACACUGCUAUCAGAUUUUAUUCAACAAGAAUCAAUUUGAAUGGAUUUCAAAAAUGGUUAGACGAUAUAAUGUUAAAGUUGUAUUUGAAUAUUGGGGAAUGGCCAAUCAAUUAUAAUUUGAAUAUUAACUCAUUGGCAGAGAUUGAGAGUAGAAAGUUUAUUAUGAUGUUAGGUGUAAAUGUUGAUGAAAUUAAUGGAUAUUGUAGAAAAUUGUUUAAAUCUUUGAACCAUGGACCCAAAAAUUCAGUUCCCAAAAAUUUAGUUGCUCCAGUUUUAAAUAAUUUAUCAUUUAACUCAAAUAGCGAGAAAGAAUUCAAGAAGAUUUUGCAAUUGACUACAAGAUCAUCAUCGAUUCUUGUAAACAAUAUCAGUGAGUCUAAUGCCAACGUAUUAGAUAUUCAAAAUUCUGCUAUUGGAUCUUUAGGAUUCACUAAAGACCUCGAUAUUUUUGGGAAAAAGGUGUUAAACUUUGUUAAAACAAAUUUCGAUUCAAAAGGGAUAGAGUUGGCACUCAUUGGAACUAAUUAUAAGAAACAAAGCAAAAAAGUUGAAAUCUUAUGGAAUUGGUUAAAAUUAAACUAUAAAGGAUGGUACCCUAAAACAUUGAGAGAAGGGUCAGAAUCUGGUAAAGAAAUAAGCAUUAAGUUGAAUAAUAUUAUUGAAAUUGUAUUUAAAGCGAAGUAUAUGAAUGGAAGCGUAAGUGAUGUGGACGAGUUUAUUAAGAGAGAUAAAAGUAGCAAAUUAAAAGAAAUCUAUAAAGAAAUAAAAGAAAGCCAGAAAGAUUUGGCUGAAAUUGGAAAAAGCAUAACUGGAGAUUUUUGGAACUGAUCAAUCUGCAAUCGUCUCGAUAAAACUAUCAAACACAAGUGGGCCUACACUAACUGGAUAUAGAGGCUCAAUUGCAAUUUUGCUCUUGUUUUUGUUAUAUAUGGUAUUAGUUUGGGGAUUUACAAUAUUUUUUGAAUAGUUUAAUACCCAAUUAUUGUCAUUUUUGUUGAUAUGUGCUUCACCUGUAGUUUCUAGAAAUAUUUCAAAAGUAGAGCUCUCAUCUGCAUUUGGGUCUCUUUUGUUCUUAUCGUCUAUCACUGAUAACAACUGAAAAACAUAGGCUCUAAAAUUCUCAUAAAUAAUAUCCCAGGUUAAAUUGAACUCCUUUGACAAAGUUUUCUUUAUGAUCUUCGGAUCAUUAACGACAUAAAAAUUAUUCAAAUCAAUAACGAGUCGUUCGGUUAUUUCCUUUUUUUCUCUGUUUUUGAAAAUCACCAAAGAGAGUCGCUGGAAAUUGUUUUUGUUUUUGGGGUCGUUGGGUGUUAAAUUG